This is a messenger RNA of Cercopithifilaria johnstoni, 1494 nucleotides long. Lineage: Eukaryota; Metazoa; Nematoda; Chromadorea; Rhabditida; Onchocercidae. The record is from the annotation of a GenBank genome assembly.
AUGAUCAGCGGUGCUUCCCAACAUCACAAGAAACGGCUUGUUUCGUAUCGCAAAAGUGAUGUGGUGGUAAAGACCGGAAGAAAUAAUGCAAGCCUUCUCAAUGAAAUUUGGGGAAGCGGAACAGAUUGCUUCCAGGCAAUACCACUUAGUAGACGUAAUGAUGAUGGCGAACCAAUGCUUCUUAGGCUUAAUAUUGGUGGUACCUCAUAUAUACUAUUGAUAGAAACCAUUCUACAAGCAGAAUUAACUGGUUUUCUUCCUAAAUUUAUUCAGCUGAAUCAUAAAUCCAGAUUGGAGGUAGCAGAUGCCUAUAUAGCAUCUGAAGAUGCAUAUUAUUUUCAACGAUCUCCAUAUGCAUUUGAUGCUGUAUUUCAAUAUUAUGCAACCGGUGUCGUGCAUAGGCCACCGGAAAUUUGUCCUAAUGCUUUUUUAUCAGAGUUGGAGUUUUGGGGAAUUUCCUAUCGAUCUAUUAGUUCAUGUUGUGCCGAUAUCAUAGCCCGGGAUCGAUUCGAGGAGAAGGAGGAAGAAAAAGUUGAUUAUAAAAGUUUUGAUAAUUUGAUGUUCGGGAAAGUAAGGAGGAAGAUGUGGACUUUUCUGGAAAGACCUGGUUCAUCGGUUCAGGCUAAAGCAUUUGAACUAUCUUCAACUUUGUUUGUUGCUAUAUCUGUUAUGGGUCUAAGCUUCGGAACUAUUCCAGACUUUCAGGUGAUCCAGUAUUUGCCUGCUCAUAAUGAAACAAUUUUGCUUCCAAAUGGUACUAUAACGGUAGUGGAAAAAAUUGAAGAAAUGCGAGUUGAGCAUCAAAUUUUUGUAUUAACGGAACGUAUUUGUAUAGCAUUUUUCACUGUCGAAUAUUGCCUUCGACUAUUUGCUGCACCAAGGAAAUUUCGUUUUACACUAAAACCAUUAAAUUUGGUAGAUUUGAUGGCAAUUAUUCCAUUCUAUCUCGAAUUAAUAUUAACAUUAUGUGGUGUGGAUGACAAAAAAUUGCGUGAUUUACGUUGGGCCUUCUUAGUGGUUCGUAUAUUACGGGUUCUACGAGUGAUACGAAUUAUUAAGCUGGGCAGAUUUAGUUCUGGUCUACAAACUUUUGGUAUGACAUUACAAAGGAGUCAAAAACAACUACAAAUGAUGACAAUUGUAUUGCUCACUGGUGUUGUUUUCUUCUCCACGAUGAUCUAUUUUUUAGAAAAGGAUGAAGAUGGAACACCAUUUACUAGUAUACCUGCUGCCUAUUGGUGGUGUAUUGUAACAAUGACAACAGUUGGCUAUGGCGAUGCUGUUCCAGCAACAGCAAUGGGCAAAAUUAUCGCAUCAGCAGCAAUAAUGUGUGGUGUAUUAGUGUUAGCUUUACCGAUUACGAUUAUUGUGGACAAUUUCAUUAAAGUUGCACAGGAUGAGCAACAAGUGGAGCAGCAAAGAUUUGAUAAAAUAGGACAGGAACGAAGAAUUCAAUCGAUAUUAAACAAAAAAAUUGUUAAUGAAGAUUCAUAA